Nannospalax galili (Upper Galilee mountains blind mole rat) is the source of this 955-nucleotide messenger RNA. Its product is annotated as olfactory receptor 6P1. The record is from RefSeq and is a predicted model, not a curated record. Gene Ontology annotation, cellular component: membrane. Lineage: Eukaryota; Metazoa; Chordata; Mammalia; Rodentia; Spalacidae. The coding region runs from base 1 to 954 and encodes 317 amino acids. The transcript has a single exon. Gene Ontology annotation, biological process: G protein-coupled receptor signaling pathway. Gene Ontology annotation, molecular function: olfactory receptor activity; G protein-coupled receptor activity.
AUGAGAAACGUGAGUGCAAGUCGUGUGGAGCAGUUUAUCUUGGUGGGUUUCCUUACCUCUCCACCCUUCCAGCAUCUCCUCUUUGUCUUCUUUUUUGCAAUUUAUCUCCUGACAUUGCUGGAGAAUGUGUUUAUUAUUACCACAGUCUGGCUCACCCCAAGCCUUCAUCGCCCGAUGUACUUCUUCCUUGGUCAUCUCUCCUUCCUGGAACUAUGGUACAUCAACGUGACCAUUCCGAGACUCCUGGGAGCCUUUCUGACCCAAGAUGGUCGAGUCUCUUACAUAGGUUGCAUGACCCAGCUCUAUUUCUUCAUUGCUUUAGCCUGCACUGAAUGUGUCCUGUUGGCAGUUAUGGCCUAUGACCGUUACCUGGCCAUCUGUGAACCACUCCGCUACCCAAGCUUCAUGCCUCCCAGCCUGGCCACUCGCCUUGCUGCUGCCUCUUGGGGCAGUGGUUUCUUCAGCUCCAUGAUGAAGUUGCUUUUCAUUUCCCGAUUGUCCUACUGUGGACCCAAUAUCAUCAACCACUUCUUCUGUGACAUUUCCCCACUGUUAAACCUUACAUGCUCUGACAAGGAACAAGCAGAGUUAGUGGACUUCCUGCUGGCGCUGGUGAUGAUUCUGCUCCCUCUCGUGGCUGUGGUUUCAUCAUAUGCUGCCAUCAUUGUAGCCAUCCUGAAGAUCCCUACUGCCCAAGGACGCCACAAAGCCUUCUCCACCUGCACCUCCCACCUGGCAGUGGUUGUAAUCUACUAUUCCUCCACUCUCUUCACCUACGCUAGGCCCCGGGCCAUGUAUACCUUCAACUACAACAAGGUCAUCUCUGUGCUCUACACUGUCAUUGUACCAUUCCUCAACCCAGCCAUCUACUGCUUGAGAAACAAAGAGGUAAAGGAUGCCUUCAAGAAGACCGUGUUGGGCAGGUGUCACCAUCCUAGAGAGGUACCAGAUUGAU